Messenger RNA from Nylanderia fulva, 1322 nucleotides. The record is from RefSeq and is a predicted model, not a curated record. NCBI's taxonomy places the organism in Eukaryota, Metazoa, Arthropoda, Insecta, Hymenoptera, Formicidae.
CGGCGCGCGAGUGACGUCACUGUUGAGUGCACGCACGAGAAGACGUGGACGAGACUCGCAGAGAUUUUUCAAUUUUCUACGUGCGAGGAAGGAAAAUUCCGUAUCCUUCAAGAUGAGCCGCGCCGGGAAAUUAACGUUGUACUCGCACCCGUUGUUGAUGAAGCCAACAGUAACGGUAAUGAGGAAUAGCAGCAUGUACAAAAUGCGAAAUAUUCACGCGGAGGAAUCCUUGUCUGUGAGCCAGCAGCAGCUAUGUAAUCUCGGGAACACCGACAAGAUGCCCGGCGAGGCCAACAGCGGGAAGACCCUCGAGGAGAAGCUUCUACAUUGUCUGAGAACAGAACCUUCAACAGAGUACUAUGAAUUAGAGGCUAGACAGACCAAAAUUCUUUCUCAACUGGCUGAUCUCAAGGAACAAGUUUCUACAUUGUGUUAUUUUUUGAAACACUCAAAUGAAGCUACUAAAUUGAAUAAAAAUGAAAUACCAGCUGUAUCAUCAGAUGUAUCAUCUACACAAAAAUGUGUAGAAAAUUCUUUGAAUCACGAGAAACAAGAAUGUAUAUUGAGUUUAUUUCUUAGAGGCCUGAAAAGUGAGGUAAAAGUUGCAGCAGAUCAUGUACCAUUUACACAGAAACCAGUCAGUACUAACAUGAUAAUACAUGUAGGUCCAUAUCAUCCACCAUUUUCAUUAAACGCUUUGAUGAAGGUUUGGAAGGACGUUGAUAUUAGAACGAUAUCAUAUAAACAAUCUACUACAAAUAGAUCUACAGCCAUACAAUUUUUUCGUAAAAAAACUUUUAAGCCUGCUGCAAAAAUAAUCGUAAAUUUAUCGUUGAUAUGGAGAAACAUUAGGGAGUUGGAAAUUGUUACAGACAUAGAUAGAUAUAAAAUAUUCGGCGAAGUCAAUCUCCUCAGAUACUUUAGUAGGCUGAUAGAUACACAUAACUAUGAGAAGAUACAUCCACAGCCACACUUGUUGGAUACAGUACUCGACUGGUGUUAUAAGACGCGUGAACACCUUGAAACGAAAGAAUAUACAUAUGAUGGAGUAGAAUUUCAUACCAUAACACAUAACAUUGACAAAUGGUCUAAUUACAAGGAUGAACCUAAUAUUGCGGAUAUCGCGGUAUGGUCUCUGUUCAAACAAUAUCCCCUAAACAAGAAACCACAGGUUCUUAAUGAAUUGUAUGAUAUAUGUGAAAAGAAAUUUGAUACUGAAAUGAAUACAAAUUUAUAGAUUAUGCUUGUAAAUAUGCUGUAUAAAUUAGUAAGAUUGAUUAAGGUUUAAACACAUAAAAAAUACAUAUUUGUUUUAUUUUUAA